Messenger RNA from Ostreococcus lucimarinus CCE9901, 699 nucleotides. RefSeq lists its product with no specific name. The record is from RefSeq and is a predicted model, not a curated record. Bases 1 to 699 code for a protein of 232 amino acids. The transcript has a single exon. Lineage: Eukaryota; Viridiplantae; Chlorophyta; Mamiellophyceae; Mamiellales; Bathycoccaceae.
AUGCGCGCCGCGAGCGCGACGUCUCGAGGGGUCGUUCGCGCGAACGCGCGCGCUCGGACGACGGCGUCGACGCGACCGAGGCGCGGCGACGGCGUCGAGGCGCGGCGCGCGCGUCGAGGACGGACGACGACGGGACGACGAAGGCGCGCGCGCGCGGACGCGGGCGCGGAUGAAAUCGCGUGGUGCUGCGCGACGGCGUACACCGUCGGCGCGGUGGUGAUGUGCGCGCGAGCGGCGCGGGCGAGGCGAGAGGACGAAGACGUCGACGCGCGCGACUUCGCGGCGUCGCUCGCGAAGAUGUUCGCCGCGCCGUGCGCGCUGUACGGAAUCUUGCUCGCGCGGUCGUGGACGCCGGAAACGCUGUCGCUGAUGAUGCCGGGAAGCCUGGAGCGAGGACUGGCGACGGGGGAGGUGCAAUUCGUGCCGACGCUGCGCUCGAUCAUGACGCUCCUGAGCGCGCGCGCGACGGCGACGAGCGCGUGGGCGCACUUGCUGUGCGUCAACCUCUUCGUCGCUCGACACGUGGCGUUGAAAACGCGCGAACGAAACGUGCGCGACGGGCACGCGCCGCCGAUCGCGCACACGCUCGUGUUGUCCACGCUCGUCGGGCCGCUCGCGCUGCUCUCGCACGUCGUCACCGACGCGGCGUACUACGCCGUCGUUCGCGCGCGCGACGAACGACGACGGGCGACGGCGUGA